AAUACUUCCUCUCUCAUCACUCAUCAGUCGCCAUGAUGAAGUUGUCCCUGUCGACCCCAUGGUCCAUAGAUGUUCUCAAAACCUCUUCCUUUGUUAAAAUCACCGCUCUAACACUCUUCUCCCUCACCCUCCUCCUCUUCUUCUUCACUCGUUACUCACCAACCACCAUUUCUCCCCUCAUCUUCUUCUCUUCAUCCUCUUCCAAUGCCUCCUCCGCCGUGGACCAACCUCAUUCUCCUUCUCCUCCUCCUCCUACUCCUACUCUUCCUCCUCCUCCUUCUCCGCCACCGGGAGUUAAGGUUUUCCGUCUGCCUCCAUUGCCGCCUGUGGAGUAUUUGGGCGUGGUGGAUGGAAACGGAGUCAUGACGGAAGAUUUCAAAAUCGGGGACUUGGAUCCUGGUUUCGUUGAGGGCUUGUUGAAUUCGAGCGUUUCGCUUGUGGCGGAUGAGGGUGGUGUUGUGAGAGCUGCGAAGGUUGAGAGGUACAAGAUGUGUGAUGUGAAAAUGGUUGAUUAUAUACCUUGUUUGGACAAUGCGGAAGCGAUUGAGAAGUUGAAUUCGAGCUUGAGAGGGGAAAAGUACGAGCGGCAUUGCCCUGAAGAAGGGAAGGGUUUGAAUUGCUUGGUGGCUGCACCAAAGGGAUACAAGAGACCCAUCCUUUGGCCUAAGAGCAGAGACGAGGUUUGGUUCAGUAAUGUACCCCAUACACGUCUGGUUGAAGAUAAAGGUGGCCAAAAUUGGAUAUCAAUAAAGAAGGAUAAAUUUGUUUUUCCUGGUGGUGGAACACAAUUUAUACAUGGUGCAGAUAAAUACCUGGAUCAGAUUUCGGCGAUGGUUCCUGAUAUUGCAUUUGGUUACAACACCAGAGUUGCUUUAGACAUUGGCUGUGGAGUGGCAAGUUUUGGUGCGUUUUUGAUGCAACGUAAUGUUACAACUCUUUCAAUAGCUCCAAAAGAUGUUCACGAAAAUCAGAUUCAGUUUGCUCUUGAGCGUGGUGUGCCUGCCAUGGUAGCAGUAUUUGCUACACACCGUUUGUUGUUCCCAAGCCAGGCAUUUGAUCUGAUCCAUUGUUCAAGAUGCAGAAUUAAUUGGACUCGUGAUGAUGGAAUUUUGCUUCUUGAGGCCAACAGGCUUCUGAGGGCAGGUGGCUACUUUGUCUGGGCAGCACAGCCUGUUUACAAACAUGAAGAGAGCCUUCAAGAACAAUGGAAAGAAAUGGAGGACCUGACUGUUAGCAUUUGUUGGGAGCUUGUAAGGAAGGAGGGUUACAUUGCUGUAUGGCAGAAACCUAUGAACAAUAGCUGCUACCUUAGUCGUGACAUUGCUGUGCAUCCUCCAUUAUGUGAGUCCAAUGAUGAUCCGGAUGAUGUUUGGUAUGCCAGUCUUAAGGCAUGCAUCACUCCGUUACCUAGUGGUGGAUAUGGAGCAAAUGUCACUAAGUGGCCUUCACGCCUUCAUCAACCACCAUCCAGGCUUCAAAGCAUCAAACUAGAUGCCAUUAUAUCCAGAGAGGAUCUCUUUAAGGCUGAAUCAAAAUAUUGGAAUGAAAUAAUAGAUAGUUAUGUUCGAGUUUACCGUUGGAAGGAGUACAACAUGAGAAAUGUAAUGGACAUGAGGGCAGGAUUUGGAGGGUUUGCUGCAGCUCUGCAUGAUUUUGGUAUUGACUGUUGGGUUAUAAAUGUUGUUCCUAUUAGUGGAUUCAAUACCUUGCCUGUUCUAUAUGAUCGAGGGCUGAUAGGAGUUAUGCAUGAUUGGUGCGAACCGUUUGAUACAUACCCAAGAACAUAUGAUAUGCUGCAUGCAGCAGGUCUCUUCUCUGUUGAAAAAAAGAGGCGAAGGUGUAAUAUCUCAACCAUAAUGCUUGAGAUGGAUCGGAUGCUAAGACCAGGUGGGCGUGUCUAUAUACGUGACGCCAUACAUGUUAUUAGUGAACUUGAAGAAGUUGCAACUGCAAUGGGAUGGGUGAAUUCUGUGCAUGAUGUAGGAGAGGGUCCUUAUGCAAGCUGGAAGAUACUAAGAUGUGAGAAGCGCUUUUGAAUUGCUCAAUUGUAAUAGUAACUCAACUAAGAGAACCAUAUAUUGGCUUAUGCAACCGGAACAUGGUUGUCUACCUAAAAUCUUAUUCAGUGCCAGAAAAAUGUGGCUAUUACUAACCCUUGCAUUCUUGUUCAAAAGCCGAUUCUAUACUUCAUAACAUUUUUUCUUGUAAACAAUUUUUUUAUUUCUUUAUUUAU
Messenger RNA from Gastrolobium bilobum, 2233 nucleotides. Its product is annotated as probable methyltransferase PMT10. Gene Ontology annotation, cellular component: endosome; trans-Golgi network; cytoplasm. Bases 33 to 2036 code for a protein of 667 amino acids. Gene Ontology annotation, molecular function: methyltransferase activity. The transcript has 9 exons. Lineage: Eukaryota; Viridiplantae; Streptophyta; Magnoliopsida; Fabales; Fabaceae. The record is from RefSeq and is a predicted model, not a curated record.